AUGCGUUUGCCUGUAACGCCGCGUGAAAGAAAAAAUUCUUUGUUUUGUGACGUCGACUGUGGCUUCACUGUCAUGUUACUUGGAGAUAGUUGUACGGGCAAAACUUGUAUUUUAAUUCGUUUCAAGGACAACACUUUUAUGAACAAUAAUUUUAUCUCGACUGUGGGCAUUGAUUAUAGAGUUUGGGACACUGCAGGUCAAGAACGUUUCCGCAGCCUAACAGCUUCUUACUACAGAGAUGCCGAUGCCCUUUUGCUUAUUUAUGAUGUAACAAAUCGUGCAAGCUUUGAACAUAUAAGGGAUUGGCUUGCCCAAGUUAAGGAAUAUGCAAAGGAUGAAGUUGCUUUAACUCUGGUUGGGAAUAAAGUGGAUUUGGGACAUCAAAGGAAAGUUAGGGCAGAUGAAGGACGACAACUUGCAAAGGUUAUUGGGAGGUUUUUUGGGGAUGGGGAAGGAAAUUUUUUGGGAGGGACUUGGAAAAGUUGGGGAGGUUUUUUGGGGGAUAGGGGAAGGGGAUUUUUGGAAGAGACUUGCAAAGGUUAUUGAGGAGGAUUUUCUGGGGGAUAGGUGGAUUUUUGAAAGGGACUUGUAGAGAGAGGGAUUGAGAGAUUUCAGAGAGAGAGAGGGGUUUUUGGGAGGACUUGUAAAGGUUAUUUGGGAGGUUUUUGUAAUAGGGUGAUUUUUGGGAGGGUCUUGCAAACGGUGUUGGUAGGUUAUUGGGGCGGUUUUUUGGGAUAGGAGGAUUUUUGGGAGGCAUUAGAAUUUUUAAUAAUAUUUUCCCCAAUAAAAAGUGUUUAUCCUCUUUAUACUUAACUAAAAUAAUUUUUUCAAAUUUUCC
Meloidogyne enterolobii is the source of this 838-nucleotide messenger RNA. The record is from the annotation of a GenBank genome assembly. NCBI's taxonomy places the organism in Eukaryota, Metazoa, Nematoda, Chromadorea, Rhabditida, Meloidogynidae.